AUGUCGGAGAGCUUGCUGGAGGCGUUCAGGGUAAGGCCAGAACUGAGGAAAGGAAUCAUGAGGGUGGAGCUCCUCUCCAGCAGCAGCGGCGAGGGGCUUGCCUGCUUGACCUACGCGUGGCCGCGCUCGGAGAGCUUCGUGCACGAGGAGCUGGAGCCCUUGUUGCCCCAGCUGGCUGCUCGUGGCGUCGUGGCCAACGCGCGCAAGCAGUGGCUCGUCGCUGGGGAGGACAGGUUAGUACAGGUGAACACGGUAGCCAGUCGCCAGUACCCGCAGAUUCUGAUGCCCAACACCUUCAGCCAGAGCAAUUUGGCUGUGAACGCCGAGAUGCUCAAGUGGGCGGCGGAACAGACCAGCCCUCGCGCUUGCGGCAACGACUUGCUGGAGCUCUGCUGCGGCAACGGAAAUUUCACCUUGCCCGUCAGCGCGAAUUUCGGGCGAGUGCUGGCGACCGAGAUGGACAAGGUCGCCAUCAGGAACGUGGCCGAGUGCAGCGUGUGGUCAGGGGUCACGAACGUGACCUGCGUACGGAUGUCGGCGGCAGAGGUAGCACAGGCCCUGCGGGGCGACAGAACCUUUCGACGACUCCGCGACGCGGGCGUGGACAUAAAGUCCAUGGACUUUGGCACAGUGUUGGUCAACCCCCCGCGCGCUGGGCUGCGACGGGAAGAGCUGGAGGCCAUCUCGGGCAUCGACCGGGUGGUCUACAUCAGCUGCGCCCCCCGGAAGCUGGCCAAGGACCUGCGCCGCUUGCCCGAGCACCGCGUCACCACCGCGGCCCUGUUCGACCAGUUCCCCUUCACGAGCCACGCGGAGGUGGGCGUCGUGCUCGAGCGAGGCUAG
Molecule: messenger RNA, 843 nt
Organism: Prorocentrum cordatum
Lineage: Eukaryota; Dinophyceae; Prorocentrales; Prorocentraceae
Source: the annotation of a GenBank genome assembly